UCUUUAGCUGUGAGUCUUGUUGAAGUUUGGUGGAGGUGGAUUCUACAGUUGGAAAACUUGACCCACCGACGCCAAGGAGAACGAAUCGUUGGGAAACGGCGCGAGGUGUUACACAAUUUAAGAUCUCCAAGACUGUCGGUCGGUUGGUCGUCGGAAUUCGCUGGCGUAUGGAAAUAGUGUGACGACGGCGACAACGACGCGCCAAGUGCAGUGAAUUGAAUUUAGAGAAAUUCCCCUCGUGCGGAACGUGGGCGGCAUAACAAUUGGAUACGCUCUCUCGGCAGUUGUUUGAAUUGUAUGAAUGGACCACGGUAGUACCAGCUGGAUUGGGGAGUGUUACCCUCGGGUUCCACCGCACACACCAUUGUGAUUAAUCAUCGGAAUCAACUCUGCGAGUUGCGACAGUUACCUAUUCCUUUCAAUGUAUGAGUUGUGUUUACGGUGGGAGAUUCUGAAUUGAAAACAACUCUUUGGUACAAAUACCGGUACACCUGUGUUGUGGCACAUGUUCGUGAGGUGUAGUGGUACAGUGGUGGAUAUUACGAGUGGACAAGCUGCUGGAGUUCGUGCUGCUAGUUCCAGAGCACGCGAAUAAUUUAAUCAAUAUUCAUCUGAUUACUUGUAAUAGCUCCGUUGGUGAAAUAUGGUAAUGAAAUGAGCAACAAGAAUUAAGUGAAGUGGUCAAGUGCUUGCUUUCCUGAGAAAAAUAUUGCCUUCCGAAGGUUGUAGUGGUUCCAUUCGGAGCAAAUUAAAGGUGUUUGUGAGGUGGGAGAAGGAAAAGAAACAAGAUACAAAAGCCAUCAACGGUCACACGUACACAUCUACACAGCGUCCGUAGACUUCCAGCAGACUUAGCUUAAGUUCCAGCGUCCGACAAUGACGGCGAGGUUGAACUCCUUGUCGAUAGCAAUUCUUUGCUGGAUAACAGUAUUAGGCCUGGUACGAUGCCAGAAGGUUCCGAGCCUACAGAUCCUGCCGGCGGCGUCCGUCCAGCGAAAACCUGUUGGUGCCUCGUUGCUGCUGACGUGCCGACCGGAUGUCCCCGAUAGCGCGCUGAUUUCCGAUCUGCGGUGGAGUGACAAUCGCAACAUGACGAUACCGCCAAAAGCGACUAAAUAUUACUACCCACAGUACGAUUCUAAAGGUCGAAAGCUCCCAGCGAAGGCCGGACAAUCGUCACCCCCCAUCUACACCGAGUCGAUUGCCUCCGGGCAGGCGCUGGCGCUGAUCUUCAACUCGCUGCAGGAAUCGAUGGCCGGCGUGUACUACUGUGCGGCGUCCUAUUCCGUGACCGAGCAGCUCGGCGCGUCCGUUUCGGUGGAAACUUACGUGGCCAUUACGUGGAAGGAUGCACCGGAGGAUCAGCGGCCAAUCCUGGGUGACGACUACAUUGUUCGCUGCGAGGUGACAGCAAAUCCGCCGGCGACCGUGGAUUGGCUCCGUAAUGGAGAUCCGAUUAAAUCCAGCGGUCGGUACGUCAUUGAGAAUCGUGGGCUGUUGAUUCGGAAUGUGUCCGAAAGUGACGACGGUUUGUACACGUGCCGGGCCGCAGUCAUAUCCACCGGCGAGCUGGCGAAGCGCGUAAUUCGAGUUGAGGUUCAAAUCAAGCCCGAGGUGCAGAAGUUGCCAUUGGUGCUGGAUGCUGUCGAGGGACAAUCGUUUUCGUACCUUUGCAACGCCACCGGCAAGCCCGUACCUGAGUUCCAGUGGAUCAAAAAGAGCACACAGCAAAAUGUAGUUGAUAUAGAUAGAUUUUCCGUUAACGCAUUGACCGGUCAGCUGGACAUUAGCCGUGUGGAGCAGGAUGACCACGAUACGUACUCGUGUGUGGCCAAGAAUGCAGCAGGUAUUUCCGAGUCCACCACCAAACUGAACGUUCUGAUUCGUCCAAAGAUUUUGGAAUUCAUGAACAUUACCGUACCUGAAGAUAGUGACGCCGUGUUGGCAUGUAGAGCAUUUGGACGACCCCCACCGGAGAUUACGUUCCGUCGCUUUGGAACGACCGAGGAGUAUUCUGUUGGACUGCAGGUCAGUGACGACCGCAUCGUGCUUGACUUGGAUACCAACGCGGAACGUGGUGAGACCAUUGGUAGUUUGCGAAUUCACAAAGUAGACAAAACUGACGACGGACUGUACGAUUGUAUCGCGAGAAAUCCGGGAGAUGUUGCGUACAAAGUGGGACACAUCACCGUCGAAUACAAACCCAAUUUUGACAACAUGAAGUCACUGCCGCCAGUUUACACGUGGGAGCAGCGCCCGGCAAAUCUUAGCUGCCUGGCUCAAGCCAUCCCGAACGCGACAAUCGAAUGGCGCUGGAACGACCGACGUGUGUUGGAUUUGUACGACAUCAACAUGAAGGUCGAGAAUGUAGGUGCGCGCAGUGAUCUGAUCAUUAUUCCUCGGGAACCCCGCUACUACACGAGCUACAAGUGCGUUGCCACCAACCGACUUGGUAGCGAAGAACAUGUCAUGGAACUUCGCGAAGCACGCAUUCCGGACGCGGUUGGACAAGCUCGACCAAGGUCCGUCAGCGCAACCUCCAUGACCUUCGACAUCAUUCCACCGGCGAUCGAAAGAGGACUGCCCAUUACGGCCGUGUCCGUUCAAUACAAGGAGGAGUUUAACCCCGAUUGGAACACCGCCCUGAACCGCACCUGGUCGCCGGACAGUCCGUACAUCGUAGAAGGGCUGCGACCGCAGACGUCGUACAGCUUCCGCUUUGCGGUACGCAAUAUCGUCGGUCUUGGUCAGUGGGCCGCUUAUGUGGUGCACUCCACGCCCAAACGAUCCGAACCGGAAACGCCCAAAACGCUGCACACGCCCAUCCAGGAGGAGGACGAAGAAGAUGACGCCAUCGUGACGUCACCGUACGCCGACCACUUUGAGCUGCGGUGGAACGUCCCCGUUGACAACGGAGAGCCCAUCAACUUCUACCGGGUGAAGUUCUGCCCGGGUUCCAAGAUCAACGGCGUGUGGACGGAGCUGGAGGGUGCCUGCAUCGAGGAGGACAUCCAGAUCUCGACCUCGUACGAGAUGCGCGACCUGCAAGCGGACACCUACUACCGGAUAGAGCUGAUGGCACACAACGCGAUCGGGUUCUCGAAGCCGGCUCACCUGCUGCUGAAGACAGCCCGAGGAAUCGACGUGGUCCUGCGGGUGGACGAUCGGGCCCUCUCGUCGGCGGCCGUCAUCGGGAUCGUCGUCGGGUGCGUCCUGCUGCUGCUGCUGGUCAUCGACAUCCUGUGCUGCCUGAUUGGAAACCUGGGCCUGCUGGCGAUGAUGUGCCGCCGGACGAAGCGGUCCCCCUCGGACCUGAUGGGCGACGAGGAAAAGCUCGGAAGUCUAUACGGUUGGCGUUUUCCGCUACCCUAUUGCAGUGGCAGCCUCAUCAAGGAGCGUCCCCCCUCGCCACUGCCGCUGCCCCCGCCGAUCGUAAAGCUUGGUGUGACCACGCCGAUGGAGGAUGAAAAGCAACCGCUCAACAAUGGCCCCGAUGGCGAUGUCCUCAAGAGUUCCUCGGUCGAGUUCGACGGCAGAGGCGUCCAGAUUCGAAGUGGCGAGAUUAUCGGGAAAAACUCCGCCGUGUAAUUUGACAUCCCAGUUGGGAUCCCUCCCCCCAAAGAAUCGUGCGUACGAGUGGUCGAGGUGAGAGUGAAUGUGGUGACGGGACGACGGGACACUUGCUACCGGAAGGUCCGCUGGAACUGAGAGAUUUGCUGACUGAUGUAGGAGGUCGUGGUCAGAGUGUCUACCGGACGAGAUUGAAUGUACAUUUAGUGCGUCUACUAUAGUGAUAAGUCGAAAUUACUGUUCUUUUUAUGAAUGUACUUUCCGGAUUGGGAUAGAGUUCGCUCUAAGAAUUUACCAAAAUACAGGUCCGUUCCGAGCGAAAGUGCCGUUUUCAUUUUGGAAGCAUCGUAUCAUCCGAGAGUAAUCAUUUUUCAUCCUAUAUCGAUAAACUUCUUGAUUGCUACGUCUAACACACUAUGACUGUUUUAUUGGAAGAUGUACAACCAUUUAUAACAAUAUUCACAGAGAAUAUUCGACUAAUUUAGCUGUUUUAUACCAAUUACAUUACCCAAGGAUGCUAAACUGUGUGCUUCUGCUUGACAAGAAUAGCUACAGAGUUCCGACGUGCUCAAAAUGAAGCGUACUGUUCCAAAUUGGUAGCAGAAAGAAAGAUUAUACUGAUUUCAAUCGCACUGAACAAGAGAAAAUCGAACAAACCAGAGGAAAUAUUAAAGAACAAAUGUUUAAACUAUCUAUUUGCUUCUGCCUUUACGCAACAAUACUACAAAUACCUACCAAAACGUGUGCUUUGUACCAAACAAGAGAAGAGUAAAGAAAACGCAACAUACCCUAACAAAAUGUUUGUCGCCACAUUAACAACCCGUUCGGAACAUAGCUUAAACUUUACUAUUAUAAACAAAAAAAAAACUAGAUCUAAACACAACUUUUUUCGUUGAGCUUCUGUGAACUUAAUGUAGUUUAGGCGAAAAUCAAUCAUCAUUCAUCGGGAGCGAUGGUCGCAAAAUGGGUGAAAGAGAGAGAGAGACGAGAAUCAGUGUAUAAUUCAGUAAUUUAAACAAAAUAGCAGUCAUUUAAGUGGAAACCAGUCGAUUACCAGCAAACCAUAGAAGGAAUGAGAAUCGAAAAAAGCCAAAAGUCAUCAGAAGGAAAGCAGAAAGCCAACAAUAAUCCGUCGUCUGUUGUCGUAACAGUCUGCCAUAAAUGUAUUCAUAUUUUACCUGAAAUCAUCAACUUGUGUGUACUUUACUUGGAGAUGCGUCUCGAGUAUCGAGCCUCUCAGACAGGUGUGACCAACCAAAGUAUUUAUAUAUUUCCAAAAAGCCAUUAAAUCAUCAAUCCUCUUGGCGCUACAUAGUUUCAGUCUGCAACAACAAUUGGUCGAUUCGCAUUAGUCAUGACUCAGUUAACUAUUUCUGUACACUCGGCUCGGAGUGUUUGCAGCAGAAGUUUUGUUUUUUGUUUAAUUAGAUCUCAUCCGAAGAAGAAAAAUCUUAUCUUUAGAAAGCAAAAGUACUAUUAAUUUAAGUGUCUUAUAGAAAUUAGACUAGGUUUUAGUUAGUUUUUUUUCUUCGACAUUCAAUCAAACGAGCAGAAAACCAUAUUGCUGUAUGUUAUUUUGAACAUAUACAAAAUUCACCGGAAAAUGUAACGAACGCUGAAAAUAUACGUUUUUAAUGAAAAUACAA
Messenger RNA from Culex pipiens pallens (northern house mosquito), 5216 nucleotides. RefSeq names its product fasciclin-2 (gene Fas2). Gene Ontology annotation, biological process: cell-cell adhesion; axon guidance. Gene Ontology annotation, cellular component: plasma membrane; axon. Gene Ontology annotation, molecular function: protein binding. The transcript is spliced from 11 exons. Lineage: Eukaryota; Metazoa; Arthropoda; Insecta; Diptera; Culicidae. The coding region runs from base 877 to 3588 and encodes 903 amino acids. The record is from RefSeq and is a predicted model, not a curated record.